Messenger RNA from Python bivittatus (Burmese python), 1470 nucleotides. RefSeq names its product UBAP1-MVB12-associated (UMA) domain containing 1 (gene UMAD1). The record is from RefSeq and is a predicted model, not a curated record. NCBI's taxonomy places the organism in Eukaryota, Metazoa, Chordata, Lepidosauria, Squamata, Pythonidae.
UAAUGCGCAGGCGCUUUGCGGCAACGCGCUGUGAGGUCGACUUAUGUUUAGUCUCCAGGAUGCAUCGUUAAUGAACCGGAAGGGAAGGUUGUUGUGGAAAGGUGUCUAAAAAAGAUUUGCAUUGCAAAGAGAUGUUCAGUUUAUUCCGAAAAAGCCAGGAUACCAAGAAGGAAGUAGUGACUGACAAAGAAGCAGAUGGAUUUGUUCUUCUGGGCAAUACAAUUAAUGAAGAAAGAAAUAACUCAGCAGAUAAAACUUCAUUGUCUGUGACUGGAACUCAAUUUGAUCAUACUUCACAGGCAAAUUCAGACAACCAGUCAAAGUUGACUGAAACAGACACUGAACUGGAAGCAAAGAAAAAUCAGAAUAUGGAAAGCAGUUCUAUGUUGGAAUUUCUAAGUGAUGUACCUUUCGCUCUUGCACCACAUGUUUUGGCAGUGCAAGAUACCUGUAAUGAUUUCUCAAGGCAGUUGUUCUCCUGUGAUGUCAAUGACAAUUUAGCAAGAUUUUGGUAUGAUUUUACACUUGAAAAUUCAGUGUUAUGUGAGUCCUAAAGUUGAGUUACUUAAUAUAAAAAUGUACCUAGAUCACUUGAAAUAAAAUAUGCUGGUAUUAUCUGUCAUGUAAGUCUGCUUGUUUGUGUCUACCACUAGUCUAACAGAACAUUAUUAUGUUCCAUCCUUGUCAUGUUUCUUACAAUGUUUUAAAACAGCUAAGCCAAACUUCACAACUCAAUUACAAUAAACAGGCUAUAAUCUGAAUUCAUUGAAAAUAAUCCAGUAGAAAUUUCAUAUAAGCUUCCAGAUGCUUAUAUUAGCUUAGCCCUUGCUUUAUCAAAGGAAAAUAACCUAAAUAUUACAUUGUAUUCUGACUUAUAAAUAAGCAACCUAUACUAUGAUGAUUAAUAAAUUAGUUAAUUUUGCUAUGGUACCUUUUCUUGAGGAAUUCCCUACAACAUCAGGCCCAUCUAAAUUUAUACAACCUUAGUGCAGAAUGAAUUGAUAUCAAAUAUCUGAGUUUGGUUUUGGAGUUUUGAUUCAUAUUUCUUGGGACUAUAGUUUUUGAUUUGCUGUUUUAGUUCUAUAUGCUUGAUUUCUAUGUUCAUUUUUUUCCAUUGCAAGCUUCUGCUGCAACUACGAGUGAAAUUGAGAUGUAUGCAUAUACUGUACAUUAUAUCAGUGUGUCUGUGUACACAUGAUGGGUGCAUGGGUGUAUAUGCACAUGGGUACAUAAUAUACCCAUGCAUGUAUAUAAAUUGAUUUACCACUAGUAAGAUAAACAUGGAUAUUUAAAAUAUAUCAGUAUAGCUUUUCACAAAAUACUAUAUGCUAUUCUUCUCCAACUUCAUGCCCUUCAGUUAUCUCAUGCUUUUUAUUUAUUACUUUUAUGCAACAAAGAACAACAUAUAAGAAGUAAAAAGUAGAUAAUAUUGUAUAAAAUGCAACAACAAAUUAAACUUUAAUCAGACAG